AUGUUGGAGCAGGAGAAUCAGGCGAACACGCGCCUCAGAGAAGAGGCCGUUCGUUUAUCUGACCUACUUGAGCGUCUGCGGCGCAAGCUGUCGGCUUUGCAGUCGGAUGAUCUGCCUAAAGCCAUGCAAGCGCGUGAUUCAGCUAGGGAGAAAUUGAAACAAGGCAGCGCGAUACGAGAAAAGGAGCUUGAACAACAGACUCAAAAGACCAAUCUUCUUCGUGAUUUAAAGAAACGAGUGGAUCAAGUGUGCUCCGCUGCUUCCAUCGGCUCCCUCACCGCCUCUGAAAACUCUCUCUCGAAUGCGCGACAGCUCCUAACCAGAUUCGAUCAGAAUAUAUCAAAUCUGCAAGGUGCAUUUGACCGGAAAUCAUCGGAACUAGAGCUCGCCCGCAAACGGCUAAACGAGCACAAGCUUCGCCAGCGAGAGCUCGCCGAUUGCGUGCAAAUACGGCAUUUGCGGAGUCAAUCGAAUCAGCUCUGUGUUCGUAUCUCACAACUGAAUUCACGUAUGGAAACCAUUAGUUCUUUCGCUGGGAGCGAUCAGGAUUUGUUGGCUCAAACAAAGUCAUUGUCCCGGGAAGAGGAAAAGCUGCUUUCAGAGAAACAAACCGUUAUGAAUCAUAUUGGACAGCUGAAAGCCAAGCUACAGUACCUAGAACGGGAUAUGAGAGAGAAGUAUGCGGAUGCUGAUAAAGACUAUCUGGAUAUGAUGUAUCAGUUGAAAACUACUCAAUUGGCCUGCUCCGACUUGGAACGAUAUUAUAAUGCUCUCGAUCGGUAA
Messenger RNA from Dicrocoelium dendriticum, 783 nucleotides. Lineage: Eukaryota; Metazoa; Platyhelminthes; Trematoda; Plagiorchiida; Dicrocoeliidae. The record is from the annotation of a GenBank genome assembly.